AUGUACAGCAGAGAAAGCAGAGUGAGUGAUCUUAGGAUCGUUCUUCUGGGGAAAAGUGUGUCAGAAAACAGCGAGGUGGGAAACUUCAUCUUGGGCCGGUCUGCAUUUGACAGUGAAGCUCCUCCUGGUGUUGUGGAGAGAGUCGGCGGAAGACUGAAGGACAGACAUGUGACACUCAUCAACAGUCCUCAGCUGCUCCACACAAACAUCUCAGAUGAUCAGAUCACACAGACAGUCAGAGAGUGUGUGAGUCUGUCUGAUCCAGGACCUCAUGUGGUGGUUCUGCUCCUCCAACAUCAGCAGUGUUCAGCAGAAGAUCAAGAGCGUGUGGAGAAGCUGCAGGACUCUUUCUCUGAGCGCCUUCUUCAACACACAAUGGUGCUCAGCACACAAGAGUCCGCUGAACCCAAUGAGAUCCUGCAGAAGAUCAUCCAGAAGUGCUCAAACAGACACUUCAGUCUUCAGAGAAGCAGCUCUCCUGAUGAUCUUCUGCAGGCCUUCGAGGAUAUUGAGCAGAGCAAUGAUGGACGGCACCUGAUUUGUGCUCAAUAUGAAGCUUCACAGUGUUUUACAGUGGAUAAACAGACCACAAAAAGAGACUGUGAGAAGUUGAAUGUGGUGGUGUGCGGGAGCAACUGCUCCCUAAAAUCUUCCAUCACAGAGCUGAUCCCACAGCACACAAACAGAAGAUCAGAGAGUGUGAGCACAGACGUGGAUCUUUAUGGUUGUCAGAUCAAUGUGCUGGAGCUUCCAGCUUUGUUCAAGACUGAGCUCUCAGAAGAGGAAGUGAUGCGUCAGACUCUCAGCUGUGUGUCUCUCUGUCAACCUGGCGUUCAUGCUUUUCUCUUUAUUAUUCCCGAUGCUCCACUGACUGAUGAGGACAAAGCAGAAAUGGAGGUGAUUCAGAGGAUUUUCAGCUCCAGAAUCAACAAGUACCUCAUAACCCUCAUCAUGCAGAAUUCAGAGCUUCAGAAAGCCGAACUCAAUGAAGAAACGCAGGCUGUCAUUGAGAGUUUUGGAGGACGACAUUAUAUCUUUGGUUCCACCACUCAGGUGUCCACAUUGAUGGAGAACAUUGAGAAGAUGCUGGAAGAAAACAGGAAAGGGGCUUACUCAACAGAGACAUUUCUUGAGGCACAAAUGAAAAAAAAUUUCCACUAUGAAGACAUGAAGAGGAAACUUCAUUCACUAGAGACAAAUUUACUGUCCCAAGGUUCAAUGGAGACUGAAAAUGAACUGAGGAUUGUCCUGUUGGGAAAAAGUGGAGUUGGUAAAAGUGCAACUGGAAACACCAUCUUAGAAAAAAAUGUGUUUACAGCUGAAACAUCUCAAGAGUCUGUUACUAAAGAGAGUCAAAGUGAAACUCAAGAAAUUAAUGGCCGACACAUUACUGUAAUUGAUACUCCAGGACUGUUUGAUACUGAACUCACUAAUGAAGAAAUCCAGAAAGAAAUCAGCAACUGCAUCUCCAUGAUUCUUCCUGGACCACACGUGUUCCUCAUUGUGCUCAAUUUAGGACAGAGAUUCACUCAAGAAGAGGCUAAAUCAGUGGAGAUCAUCCAAGAGACAUUUGGGGAAAACUCUUUAAUGUACACCAUGGUGCUCUUCACCAGAGGAGAUUAUUUAAGAAACAAAACUAUAAAUCAGUGUUUGGGGAAACCUGGAUCUCCUCUAAUGAAGCUGAUUGAAGCUUGUGGAAACAGAUUCCAUGUGUUCAACAAUAAUCAGACUGAAGACCGAACCCAAGUGUCUGAUCUACUGGAGAAGAUAGACAAAAUGUUGAAGACAAACGGAGGAAGUUUCUACUCUUGUAAGAUGUUCAGGGAAAUAGAGAGAAAAAAGCAAGAACAACAGAUGAAGAUCCUGAUGGACAGAAUUGAGCAACUGAACAGGGAAAAGGUACAACUGAUGAAGGAACAAGACGAAGAGAAACACAGAAUGGAGACGAUGAUGGGUGUAGUGGAGAAACUAAAUAGAGAAAAAGAAGAACUGAUAAAGAAACACGAAGAAGAGAUAACAAGAGAACGAGAGAUGUUUACAAUUGAAAUUAAACAAAUUAAGCAAGAAAAGCGGGAACUUUGGAUUAACAAUGAGACAGAAACAGAAAAAGAUAAGGUUCACGAGGAGAAGAUAGAAGAGGAGCUGGAUGAAGAUGAAAUUGUGAGUAAAGAAGAAGAGGAUGAGAUGCUCAGAGAAAUGGAACAGAUUUGGGAGGAGUUUAAAAAAAAUACAUAUAAAAGAAAAAGGACAAGAAAACAAGGGAGUUUAAAAGAUGGACUGGAGGUGCUGGAUGAGAUGUGGAAAGAGGAUUUAGAGAAAGAAAAAAAUAUUCAGGAGAAAGACAAAGAAGAACUGGAGAAACUGAAACUAGAAGAAAAGCAAAAACAGGCUGAUGUUGAACUGUAUCAGACUCUCAGGAUUAAAAUUAAAGAACGAGAAAGAAUAGAAAGAGAGAGACAAGAACAACCAGAGGAUUCAGAUAAACUGAAAGAAGGAAUAAAGACUUUAGAAGAGAAACUGAAUCUCCUUGAUCAUGACGAUGAGCUGAAGAGAAGACAAGUGGAGUUGAGAGAGGACUAUGACAAAGAGAAAAAGAUGAAGAAAAUCUAUAAUAAAACCAAUGAUUCACUACAGGUUGCCGCCUACAGAAAACUGAUUUCACAAUACAGCAAGUGGUCCUGGAGUCUUUACAGAGCCAUGAUGGAAAUAGAGAAUAAGCUGUAUAACCACAUAGACAAUGAAGUGAUCCACGUGGUUGAAGAAACUGAUCUGCAAAGAGAACUAAAGACGAGUGAAGAAGUGGAAAAAUUAAUGUCUGACUUUUUUGAGAAAGACAAGGAUAAAUAUAUACUGAAUCAGUGGAAAACACUGUUUGAAACUAAAAUCAAAGAGCAUCUGGAAAAUACAGUGAAAGAGUCAAAGCAGAAAUUAAAUAAGAUUGUUCAACAGCGAGACCUGAGGAAAAAGAGUGAUGCUGAAAGGAAACAACACGAAAACACGCUCUACGAAAAGAGCAAAGAACUCACUUUGGAAUUCAAAGACAAAGCAAAUGAUGAAAAAACACUAAAGAAGGAGUUUAAUUUGUUUUGGGAAAAGAGCGUGAAGGUGAUCAUCAAAGAGAGUCCUUCAAUCAAAGAGAUCGACUUAAUGAAGGAUGCGAAAAAGAUCCUCAGUGACAUCUAUGACAUUCCUACUGUAAGGAAGGAUAAGGAUAUUUUCUCGGUGCAGAUUUUUGCAGAUUAUGUAAAGACAAACAAAUCUAGUUUUGCUGACGAAAUCCAAAUCCGAUCAUUUGUCUCAGAUGUUGUCCAGCAGACAGAUAAAAUGAUCAAGUCCCUUAACUUGUCAAAGAUGGGCUACAGCAUCAGCUACAUUCAACAAGUCAUAGAUUACAUCAACAAAAGAGUAACAGAACAUCAAGAAUUGAUGAAAUAUAAACUAAAGAGUGAAUUCUUCAGGGAUUCGGUUCUCUCCAUCUGUAAAAGAGCAAACAAGAUGAUCACUGACCAACACAGACUGUUCAGAGAAGCCAAUGACCCUGCAAAAUAUUUGAAGAAGAAGAAAGAAGAAUACUAUAGCGUUUUCAGUAAUUACUGCCAUGGAACAAAAUCAUCUGCUCUAUUUGGUCAGAUCAUCUGUCAGAAACUGAAGGAGCCCAUUGAGCAGAGUGUCUACAAGAAAACCGCCAGAGAUCUGACAGAUGAAAUAAGAUUAAACUGUGAAUCACUGAAUGGAAACAGAUCAAAUCUGGAGAAACACAUCCUGAAGACACUGGCAGAAGAGGAGGACUUUGACAAAUACUUGGUCUGCAUUCAUAAUCCCAGAGAUUACUUCAUGAGUUUCAUCAGAGAUGAAGUCAGUCGGUACAUCACUGAUAAGUUCAAAGUCAGUAUUUUACCCAAGAUGAAGGAGAACAUUGACCUCCUCAAACAGAAGAUCAUAAAAGCAGCACAUGAAUCUACUGUACAUGUUCAAGUCAACAGUGGAGAUGUCGAAUUGUGGUUGGAAAACUUCAUACAGCAGCUUUCAGAUCAGUUGAUCUUCUCUGAAAGAGAUCUCAGUGGAGUAAACCAUAAGGAUGUCAAUAACUUAUAUCUAGUUGAAGAUGUGAUAAGACAACAACUUACUCAUAUUAUAUAUGGAAUCAGCAGUGAAUUCAACACAGAGACGUUCCCGUCUAAUCUGGACUACAGGUUCAGGCCAGAUGAGCUACUGAUUGAUCACUUCUGUCAAUGUUGUUGGGUUCAGUGUCCGUUCUGUGGAGUAUUCUGCACAAACACCAUAGACAACCAUGCUGGAGAUCACAGCGCAGAGUUCCACAGAGUGAGAGGGAUUAAUGGAGCAAACUACUAUUUGACACAGAAUCUCUGUGCUGAUAUUUGCACUAACUUGGUGGCAAGUGAUCAGUGUUUUUAUAAACCAGAAGUAUGGUUUAAAUACAGAGAAUAUAGACAAGCAGGGGGAGUUUAUGAAGACUGGAGCAUCACUCCUGAUCUCUCUGAACUGCCCCACUGGAAGUGGUUUGUGUGCAAAUUCAAGAAACAACUGGAAAAAUACUACAAUAAGACAUUUGAGGAGAGUGGUAAGAUUCCAGACGAAUGGAGAAAAUACUCAAAGCAAGAAGCUCUAUUGAGUUUAAACGAGUGCUUCUAAAGUAUCCACUAGUACAAACAAGUCACUAAAAUAAAGAGUAUGUUAACCCUCUGGGGUCUGAGGGGAUUUUGGGCCCCUUAAGGUGUUUUGACAUGCCGUGACAUUUGUGCUUAUUUAAUCCAAUAGAAAAGAUA
Danio aesculapii is the source of this 4787-nucleotide messenger RNA. RefSeq lists its product as uncharacterized. NCBI's taxonomy places the organism in Eukaryota, Metazoa, Chordata, Actinopteri, Cypriniformes, Danionidae. The transcript has 6 exons. The coding region runs from base 1 to 4653 and encodes 1550 amino acids. Gene Ontology annotation, molecular function: GTP binding. The record is from RefSeq and is a predicted model, not a curated record.